Rubroshorea leprosula is the source of this 5233-nucleotide messenger RNA. NCBI's taxonomy places the organism in Eukaryota, Viridiplantae, Streptophyta, Magnoliopsida, Malvales, Dipterocarpaceae. The record is from the annotation of a GenBank genome assembly.
AAUUCCCUUGUCUUCCUGAUUGAUUUCAAUUAUGCAUUUACUUUCUUUCAAUCUGUUAGAUUCCUAGUCAACUGCAUCAGGAUGAUGACAAUGAGCAGCAGGUUGAUGAUAAUGAGCAGCAAGAUGAUGAUAGUGUGCAGCAUGUUGAUGAUAAUGAGCAGAAAGACUGUGAGGUUGGACUUUAUUUGCCAAAUUAAAACCUAGAUUCGAAAUUAAAGGCUGGCAUCACGACUUGGUAGCCCAACCCAGACCGCAGACUUCAAUGCUGAUUGUGAGGGUGAAAAUAAGAUUCAGAUCCAAGCAUAAAAGAGGAUACAAUUUUAAAAAAUGAAGUUGCUCAAACAAGUAUUGUCAAUGCAUGCAGGUCUGUGAAAUGUCAAUUAUCUCAUUAUGUAUGAUUUAUUUAUCUGAUGUGUAGAUAAUAUAUGUUGUGUAUAAAGUCUGCAUCAUUUUGCAGGUCCCUAGUUCUUCAAAUUAACCUGUAAGCAAUUAGGCUCUAAAACUAUAUGUGAUGUUGGUGACACCCUGCUGAAAAGCCAAAGUGCCAACCACAACAAUCAUCUCAAAAGCCAUGGAGACCUUUUGAUUUUUAUAAGAUCCAUACAUGAAUUCAGACUUGUAAUUAUAAUAGAUGUUGAAUUCAAACUUGGAAGAAUCUGCAACUAAGGGGAUUCAGACCAUGGAGAUAGAAAUGGAAAACAAGCCAGUGUAAUUUACUUUUGAAUUUUUUUGUUCAUUUAAAGCAUUGGUUUUUCUUUAAUUUUCUAUAUUGAUGUUUGUGGUUAUGAUCUAGAUUGUUGGUCGUUUUAAUUUGUCCACGGGAAUACAAAACAUGGAUUGGAGUUCUAUUAGGUGUUAUGGUUUCAAUAGGGUUUGAUUGCUGUAAUUGUAGGCCAUCCAUUGGCCUUGAAACACCUAACAAAUGCUGAUCGAACGAACAACAAGCAGUUAGAAAGGCAUUGUCAUCAAGAGAAAUUAAGAAUGAUUUUGGUAUGUUCCUUGAGUCUCAAGCAUUUAAGCAUGGGCUUUCUGAUUUUUUAAUCUUUUGUUAAUUAGUACAAUGAGCAUAGUCUUAUGGUAAAACUAAUUAAGAUUCUUCCUUUAAAAGUUGUUGGACCAUAAGGUUUUAAUCUCUUGGAGGUGCUCAAUUUCAGUCAGCUGGGAGAGUGACAGGAUGUUGAUCAGUCUAUUAUACCUUGAGUAGGUUUCUUUCUGUUGAGUUGUCAUCGACUAAGUUGUACCCAGACUCCAGGGACAUCUCAACCCAUAAUGACUCUAACUCCUUGAAACAGGGAAUUCAAGAUGAAAACAAAGAGAGUCAACCAUGACAACCAGUAGCUAACCAUGGAGAUCAAUGGUAUGGUAUUGGAGACCUAGUGGUGGCAAAUGUGGUUUGCUCAAUAUGUUUUUUGUCUUGAAAUGGUGAUGAAGAGAUUUGAACCCACUUUCCAACGUAGGUCGCAUCUCUCCUGAUAAUUCAGCCAACACCAGCAGUGUCAUUUUUGCUAGUAGCCCAGGGAUAACAUGGCAAGUCUCCGAAGUGAAGAAAUUUCAUCCAAGAUCAAUCAAUGCAAAGUGGAAGAUGCAUAAAUAUUUAAGGCGAUCAAGUGCCAUAUUCUGUCAAAUUAGUUGCUAACCAACAGACAUGAAAUGUGGAAGGCCAAGUUCAACUUGCUAAUGCUUCUUGAAUUUUGAUUGCAAUAAUGGAUGCAUUUGCUAUUGAGUACAAAAGAGCGUUGUGAGAUAGGGUGUAUUGGGAAGCUUCUAUCGAAGCUAGGGACGAGAUUUUAGCAGUCAGAUGGGUGGUAGAGGCCGACCGAGAAAGAAAGAUCCGCCGCCUAAGGGUGGUGCUGCAACAAAAACAAUUGAUCUGAAAGAUGAUAAUGGGGAGCAAAAUAGCAUCUCAAUGGGUCUCGAAAUUGAGGAAUCAGGGCGUUUGAGUCCAGAUCUAGGGGAGAAAGAAAGGGACGCUAAAGGAAUUUUGCUAGAUCUAGCAGUUUCGACGCAAGGCCAGAGGAAAAGCAGUUUCGAUGCUAGUCCCAGGGAUGGAAGAGUAGAUAAGGGGAAGAGCGAGGCCGGCCCCGUGGAAGGGAAAGUAGCGAAGGGGAAGAAGGGAGAUGUUGGGUCUACAUCUGAUAUGGCAAUGUCUCCUAGUGCUCGGUGGAGUGACCUAAUUAAGAAGGAGAAAGGGGAAUUUCAACCAUCCCUAAAGCAGAAGCCACUGCGUAGUUGGGCUUCGGUUGUGGAAGGGAAUAGGGAUAUCAGUAAAGGAUGGGAUUUGCAAUACAUAAAACCUCAAGAUCCAACUGGUGCUAUGGUUAUUACUGAGGAUGAGUGGGUUAAAGGGUCAAAGAUUUGGGAGAAUGCUCUUGUGCCUAAGGCGUUUAUGCUGCGAAAUGGAGUUUUCUUGUUUGAUUUUGGUAAUGGAGAUGCAAAGCAGGCGGUGCUAGAGAGGCGAUGGACAUUUAAUGGGCACCCUUUGAUUUUGAAUCAGUGGACUCCAAAUUUUGAUCCUGACAAUUUGGAUAUCAGUAAGAUUCCUGUCUGGAUCCAAUUUCCUGAACUCUAUUUGAGUCUUUGGAACCUUGAGAGCUUAGGAAAGCUAGCAAGCUAUGUGGGAGUUCCUAUUGCAACUGAUGCAUUAACAGCUAAAAGGCAAAGAGUGGCUUAUGCUCGUAUGCUAGUAAAGAUGGAAAUCAUGGACACUCUGCCCCAUGUAGUUCCUAUUAUUGGUCCUAAGGGUGUGUUCCAGCAGCCUGUGGUCUUUGAAUGGGAGCCUGUCAGAUGUGGUAAAUGUAGAAACCUAGGGCAUGAAGAGAGAAACUGUACUACGAAGGAAAAAAAGGUGUGGGUUCCAAAAAAACCUGCCAAGGAGCAGGUGGUCAAUCAGAUAGUUGGCACAAAGUCUUCUGAGGGAAAUGAUGAAUUAUGUGGUGGUGAAGUGCAAACUGCUACUAAUUCAGCAAAUGUGAAGCAAAGUACACUUUCACGUCCUUCUGGAAAGCUGAUAGUGGAAAGCAAUGAGCAAAGUCCAGUGCAACUGGAAGUGGGAGCUAUGAAGUCAGUGAAUCUACAGAGUGAGACUAGUACUGGCAUAGGGGAUAAAGAGAUGAUGCAAAAGGCAGCAGGGGGAGAAUCUUCUGUAAAUUUGAGGGUGACUGAAGUAAUACAAACAGACCAAUUGCUACAUGUUGAAGUAUGCUUUAUAGUUGGGGAUGUUAAAUUUUUGUGCACAAUUGUCUAUGCUUUUAAUACUUUUGAUGGUAGAGUAGCAUUAUGGGAUCAAGUUAGAGCUCUAGACGUUGAAAAUGUGCCAUGGAUAAUUUCUGGAGAUUUUAAUACAACUCUAAAUUAUGGUGAAAGGGUGAAGCCUAGUGGAGUUGUUUGGGGAGGUACCUCUGAGCUCAAGGAUUUUGUUAGUAGAAUGGAGGUUUUUGAUUUGCAAUUUUCAGGUGCUUUCUUCACUUGGAGUAAUAAGCAGGGGGAAAGUGAUAGGCUGUGGUGCAAGCUGGACAAGGUAAUGGCUAAUUCAACAUGGGUUAGUGCAUUCCCAAAUACUUCUGUUGUCUUUCUAAAUCCACAAUCCUUAGAUCACUCACCCUCUUUAGUGACUGUGGAUGUAUUGAUGAACGAGAAACCAAGGCCAUUUAGAUUCUGCAAUGCUUGGUCUAAGGAUGAAAACUUCCUUGAUCUGAAUGCUUUAUUUGAUGAGACUUUGGCUGUAAAGGAAAAGGAACUUCAACGUGAAUUAACUAAGCUUGAGAGAGCAAAUUUGUCCGUAAUUGCCCAGCAAGCUAAAGUAACUUGGCUAAAGGAGAUGGACUCUAAUUCUGCUUAUUUUCAUGCUAAAGUAAAGGAGAGGCAGCAUAGAAGUGUUAUAAACUCCAUCCUGAACAGUGAAGGAGUUAGAGUGACUCAGCCUAAACUUAUAGAACAAGAGUUUUUAAUGUUCUAUCAAAAGUUGUUUGGAAAGGCAAAAGAAGGUGUUCAAGCAGCUGAUAUGAAUGUUAUACGCAGGGGUAGAGUGUUAACUACUAAAGAGUCAGAAGAGUUAUGCAGGCCAUUUACUGCUAAGGAAGUGGAGACUGCCCUAUUUUCAAUUCCUUAUAAUAAGUCACCAGGGCCUGAUGGAUUCACUUCAGGAUUUUCUGUAUUGAUAAACAGACAGCCAAAGGGUUAUUUUCAGGGGCAACGAGGGCUUCAACAAGGUGAUCCAAUCUCGCCUUAUCUAUUUGUGCUAGUGAUGGAAUAUCUCACAAGGAAAUUGAAGGAGUUAGAUAUGCAGGAGAAGUUUAAAUAUCAUAGUAAGUGUCGCGUGAUGCAACUUACGCACUUGAUCUUUGCAGAUGACAUUAUGCUUUUUUGUAAGGCUGAUGAGGAGUCCACUAUUUUGAUGAUGCAAAAGUUUGAGGAGUUUGCCCGAGUCUCUGGGUUGGAAGUGAAUAGAAUGAAGAGUCAGGUUUUCUUCAGUGGUGUUAAAAAAAGGCAGAAAGUUGCUUUAAUUCAGAAGCUGGGUUUUGCUGAGGAACAACUUCCAGUUAGAUAUUUGGGGUUGCCAUUGAUUUCAAAAAAGCUGUCUCCUGGGGCAUGUAAAGUUCAACUAGUUAACUAUGUUUUAUUCCACAUUCAAGUUUUUUGGAGUGGUGCUUUAUUGAUUCCUAAGAAAGUGUUAAAGCUAAUUGAUGCUGCUUGUAGAAAUUUCAUUUGGUGUGGUAAAUGGAAUUAUAAUGCAAUGUCUCUUAUAGCAUUGGAUGAUGUAUGUGUACCAAGGAAAGAAGGGGGACUAGGUGUGAAGAAAUUGCUGCAUUGGAAUAAGGCAACAUUAGGCAAAUUGGUUUGGAAUAUAUGUCAACAUCAAGAGUCGCUAUGGGUUAAGUGGGCACAGGUGGUGCUGUUGAGGGGUGAAAAUUUUUGGAAGGUUAAAAUCCCAGCAAAUUGUGCUUGGACAUGGAGGCAAGUUUUAAAACUUCGUCCUCUACUGAAAAAUAUCAUUUGUAUGCAAGUGGGAGAUGGAAGACAAGUUUCACUAUUCUAUGAUUGGUGGGCAUGUGAGUUAAGGUUCUGUGAGUUGAUCUCAAAGGAUGAGAUUGCUGUUUGGGGCCAUGACUUUACAGUUAGUGAGUGGUGGGAUGGUUUAGAUUGAACCAUUCUAGAUAGUUUUGUGAGAAGACAUCCCAUGCUUGUCCAGAUUAUUAGAUGUCAAAAACUAUCUCAACAAAUGGACAAGGCUGUA